UCCGCCCCCUCCUUUUUAAAUUUUUUAAAUUUUUUUUUGCAAGGAUUCCGAGAGCUAAGGUGGCUGCAAAGGGGAGAGCGGCGCGAGCCAAGUGGGGGAGGGUGGAGGAAACCCGGGAGAAGGCUUUCUCCAGCCCCCAAAGUUUUGAUGAUGACCAUGACUACGAUGGCUGACGGCUUGGAAGGCCAGGACUCGUCCAAAUCCGCCUUCAUGGAGUUCGGGCAGCAGCAGCAGCAACAACAGCAGCAGCAGCAGCAGCAGCAACAGCAACAGCAGCAGCCGCCGCCGCCGCCACCGCCGCCACCGCCGCAGCCGCACUCGCAGCAGACCUCCCCGGCCAUGGCAGGCGCGCAUUACCCUCUGCAUUGCUUGCACUCGGCCGCGGCGGCGGCGGCGGCGGCCGGCUCCCAUCAUCACCACCACCAGCACCACCACCACGGCUCGCCCUACGCGUCGGGCGGAGGCAACUCCUACAACCACCGAUCUCUCGCCGCCUACCCCUACAUGAGCCACUCGCAGCACAGCCCUUACCUCCAGUCCUACCACAACAGCAGCGCGGCCGCCCAGACGCGCGGGGACGACACAGAUCAACAAAAAACUACAGUGAUUGAAAACGGGGAAAUCAGGUUCAACGGAAAGGGGAAAAAGAUUCGGAAGCCUCGGACCAUUUAUUCCAGCCUGCAGCUCCAGGCUUUAAACCAUCGCUUCCAGCAGACUCAAUACCUGGCCCUUCCCGAGAGAGCCGAACUGGCAGCUUCCUUAGGACUGACACAAACACAGGUGAAGAUAUGGUUUCAGAAUAAACGCUCUAAGUUUAAGAAAUUGCUGAAGCAGGGAAGUAACCCCCAUGAGAGUGACCCUCUCCCAGGUUCAGCAGCCCUGUCACCUCGCUCGCCAGCACUUCCUCCAGUGUGGGACGUUUCUGCCUCCACCAAGGGCGUUAGUAUGCCUCCCAACAGCUACAUGCCUGGCUACUCGCACUGGUAUUCCUCACCACACCAGGACACCAUGCAGAGACCACAAAUGAUGUGACUGCUGAAUGGAUGGCCUCCGGGACUUCCCAGAGAAGCUCUGAGAACCCAGGACUCACCUGCAUCUGCCAAACAGCCUAAGCAACAAGCUCAGAGGAACUGUCCCUGAG
Molecule: messenger RNA, 1141 nt
Organism: Chionomys nivalis (European snow vole)
Lineage: Eukaryota; Metazoa; Chordata; Mammalia; Rodentia; Cricetidae
Gene: Dlx6
Product: distal-less homeobox 6
Exons: 3
Coding region: 148-1032 (294 amino acids)
Biological process (GO): embryo development; regulation of transcription by RNA polymerase II; cell differentiation
Molecular function (GO): DNA-binding transcription factor activity, RNA polymerase II-specific; RNA polymerase II cis-regulatory region sequence-specific DNA binding
Source: RefSeq, a predicted model, not a curated record